Messenger RNA from Prorocentrum cordatum, 357 nucleotides. Lineage: Eukaryota; Dinophyceae; Prorocentrales; Prorocentraceae. The record is from the annotation of a GenBank genome assembly.
GACCGGGUCGCGCGGGACGCGGUGAUGGAGUUGACGACCGGCGCCGACAAGGCGCUGGCGGACGCGCAGGCCGCGAUUCAGCAGGCGAAGACGGCGGCGGGGGACUACCUCAGCAUGGACAGCAUCACCGCGGCGGAGGAGAUCGUCGCCCCGCAGCUGCAGAAGCUGGAAGAGCUGAGCGCGAACCUGACGAGGUCGGUGCACCAGAACCCGCAAGCGAGGAUACACAUCCCCAAAGUGGGCAACGCAGUGUCGAUGAUGAAGAUGGAGGUGCAGAAGCUGCGCCUGGCGAAGCCGAAGGCGGCCGCGGCCCAGAAGCUCCGCGAGAGCGAGCAGAAGGACGCCGCGGCGCUGGAG